This is a messenger RNA of Asterias rubens (European starfish), 8307 nucleotides long. RefSeq names its product kielin/chordin-like protein. The record is from RefSeq and is a predicted model, not a curated record. The transcript has 33 exons. Gene Ontology annotation, molecular function: protein binding. Bases 44 to 7852 code for a protein of 2602 amino acids. NCBI's taxonomy places the organism in Eukaryota, Metazoa, Echinodermata, Asteroidea, Forcipulatida, Asteriidae.
AGUGCUCAAACCUGUGUGGGGAGUUGCUGCACAAGCUGACAAGAUGUUAAGAACGCUGAUAUUGGUGACGUUGCUGGGAUAUGUCGUUCCGGCGGCUGUUAUGCAGAGAUGUGAGGAAUGUGCACCUCCUCCGCCGCCUCCCAAACGUUGUCACUGGGCAAAAAGUACGCCGAGCGAAUGCUGCCCUUCAAAACUGGUGUGUGAAGAACCUCUGACUGCCUGUCGUUCAGGAGCAAAAGUGGCUAAAUAUUGUCCAGAUUCACUCUGUGAUGACACAACCUGUAAGGGUCACCCUCAUGCGAAGUGUCUGAUCAGUAGAUGUGGAGGCUGUUCUGUCAAGUUCUAUAAGCACGAUGAACUUGUAAAAUGUGCAGGACAUAAUAAAGAAAUCAAACCAAUCUGUCCUUAUCUUCCUGUUGCCACCUGCGAGAAUUCACCAUGUAUGUAUGGUAAAUGUAAGGCUGAACCAAGUGCUCCUUGUCGAGUUGACUUCUGUCAGCCAUGUACAGCAGUGUUUCAUGAUGAAAACAAUAAAGAGAUGCAAUGUUCCCCAUCUGUUGAUACUGAACCGCUGCCAGACUUUGAGUUAGACGGAGAAACAGAACCUCUUCAAAAAGAUUCUAAACCACACGGGGAGACAGAACCAGCUCAAGAAGAAUUUGGACAACAACAUAGUAAACCGACACAAGGGGAAGCAAUAUCACAUGAGGAAAGUGAACCAGCACAAGAAGAACCUGACCAAGAACAGAAUAAACCAACACUGGGAGAAACUGUACAUCAACAAGAGAAUGAACUAGUACAACGGGAAACCGAAUCAGUGGAAGAGAUUGAACCAUCAACUGGAGCAGUUGAAUCACAAGAGGAAAGUGAACCAGUGGGAAAAGUCGAACCAUCAACUGGAGCAGUUGAAUCACAAGAGGAAAGUGAACCAGUGGGAGAAGUCGAACCAUCAACUGGAGCAGUUGAAACACAAGAGGAAAGUGAACCAGUGGGAGAGAUCAAACCAUCAACUGGGGAAAGUGAACCAACACAAGAAGAACCUGACCAAGAACAGAAUAAACCAACACUGGGAGAAACUGUACAUCAACAAGAGAAUGAACUAGUACAACAGGAAACCGAAUCAGUGGAAGUGAUUGAACCAUCAACUGGAGCAGUUGAAUCACACGAGGAAAGUGAACCAGUGGGAGAGAUCGAACCAUCAACUGGGGAAAGUGAACCAGCACAAGAAGAACCUGACCAAGAACAGAAUAAACCUACACUGGGAGAAACUGUACAUCAACAAGAGAAUAAACUAGUACAACGGGAAACCGAAUCAGUGGAAGAGAUUGAACCAUCAACCGGAGCAGUUGAAUCGCAAGAGGAAAGUGAACCAACACAAGAAGAACCUGACCAAGAACAGAACAAACCAACACUGGGAGAAACUGUACAUCAACAAGAGCAUGAACUAGUACAACAGGAAACCGAAUCAGUGGAAGAGAUUGAACCAUCAACCGGAGCAGUUGAAUCGCAAGAGGAAAGUGAACCAACACAAGAAGAACCUGACCAAGAACAGAACAAACCAACACUGAGAGAAACUGUACAUCAACAAGAGAAUGAACUAGUACAACAUGAAACCGAAUCAGUGGAAGAGAUUGAACCAUCAAUUGGAGCAGUUGAAUCACAAGAGGAAAGUGAACCAGUGGGAGAGAUCGGACCAUCAACUGGGGAAAGUGAACCAACACAAGAAGAACCUGACCAAGAACAGAACAAACCAACACUGGGAGAAACUGUACAUCAACAAGAGAAUGAACUAGUACAACAUGAAACCGAAUCAGUGGAAGAGAUUGAACCAUCAAUUGGAGCAGUUGAAUCACAAGAGGAAAGUGAACCAGUGGGAGAGAUCGGACCAUCAACUGGGGAAAGUGAACCAACACAAGAAGAACCUGACCAAGAACAGAAUAAACCAACACUGGGAGAAACUGUACAUCAACAAGAGAAUGAACUAGUACAACAGGAAACCGAAUCAUUUGAAGAGAUUGAACCAUCAACUGGGGAAAGUGAACCAGCACAAGAAGAACCUGACCAAGAACAGAACAAACCAACACUGGGAGAAACUGUACAUCAACAAGAGAAUGAACUAGUACAACGGGAAACCGAAUCAGUGGAAGAGAUUGAACCAUCAACUGGAGCAGUUGAAUCACAAGAGGAAAGUGAACCAACACAAGAAGAACCUGACCAAGAACAGAACAAACCAACACUGAGAGAAACUGUACAUCAACAAGAGAAUGAACUAGUACAACAUGAAACCGAAUCAGUGGAAGAGAUUGAACCAUCAACUGGAGCAGUUGAAUCACAAGAGGAAAGUGAACCAACACAAGAAGAACCUGACCAAGAACAGAACAAACCAACACUGGGAGAAACUGUACAUCAACAAGAGAAUGAACUAGUACAACGGGAAACCGAAUCAGUGGAAGAGAUUGAACCAUCAACUGGAGCAGUUGAAUCACAAGAGGAAAGUGAACCAACACAAGAAGAACCUGACCAAGAACAGAACAAACCAACACUGGGAGAAACUGUACAUCAACAAGAGAAUGAACUAGUACAACGGGAAACCGAAUCAGUGGAAGAGAUUGAACCAUCAAUUGGAGUAGUUGAAACACAAGAGGAAAGUGAACCAACACAAGAAGAACCUGACCAAGAACAGAACAAACCAACACUGGGAGAAACUGUACAUCAACAAGAGAAUGAACUAGUACAACAGGAAACCGAAUCAGUGGAAGAGAUUGAACCAUCAAUUGGAGUAGUUGAAACACAAGAGGAAAGUGAACCAACACAAGAAGAACCUGACCAAGAACAGAACAAACCAACACUGGGAGAAACUGCACAUCAACAAGAGAAUGAACUAGUACAACGGGAAACCGAAUCAGUGGAAGAGAUUGAACCAUCAACCGGAGCAGUUGAAUCACAGGAGGAAAGUGAACCAGUGGGAGAGAUCGAACCUCAAACAGCUAAAUCAGAAGAAGUGGGACAUUACUGCGUUGACGGAGAGACAUGGAAAGAUGGAUGCGCGGAUUGUCAGUGUGUUAAUGGUUUUCCUACUUGCUUUUGGGUAGGGUGUGGAACCUUUCAAGUACCUGAAGGUAUAAUAUGUAAUGUACGACCAGGAACAGAAAAUGAUUGUUGCCCAAAAUAUGAUUGUGAAGAGGUGGAAAGUCACUGCGUUGACAAGGAGGGAAAGGAGUAUGCUGAGGGAGAGCAAUGGAAAGAGGGAUGCGAGGAUUGCGAGUGUAGCAAUGGUAUUCCUUCUUGCAAAUUAAUACCAUGUGCACUCUUUAUGCCACCUGAGGGUACACAAUGUAAAGUGCGACCAGGAACAGAAAAUGACUGUUGCCCACAAUUUGAUUGUGAAGAAGUGGAAAAUCACUGCGUCGAUAAGGAGGGAAAGAAGUAUGCUGACGGAGAGAAAUGGAAAGAGGGAAAAUGCGGGAUGGACUGUCAGUGUAGCAAUGGUGUUCCUUCUUGCUAUUCCAAGGGGUGUUCUCUCUUCACAGUAGGGUUGGGUGUACGAUGUAAAGUACGACCAGGAACUGAAGAAGACUGUUGCCCACAACAUGAUUGCGAACAGGUGGAAAGUUACUGCGUUGACAAGGAGGGAAAGGAGUAUGCUGAUGGAGAGAAAUGGAAAGAGGGAUGCGUGGAUUGCGAGUGUAGCAAUGGUAUUCCUUCUUGCAAAUUAAUACCAUGUGCACUCUUUAUGCCACCUGAGGGUACACAAUGUAAAGUACGACCAGGAACAGAAAAUGACUGUUGCCCACAAUUUGAUUGUGAAGAUGUGGGAAGUCACUGCGUUGACAAGGAGGGAAAUAAGUAUGCUGAGGGAGAGAAAUGGAAAGAUGGAUGCGCAGAGUGUGAGUGUUUGACUGGUUUCAGUCAUAUUUGCAAAUCCACAUCGUGUCCAAUCUAUGAAGUACUUGAGGGUUCAGUAUGUAAAGUACGACCAGGAACUGAAGAAGAUUGUUGCCCACAAUAUGAUUGUGAAGAGGUGGAAAGUCACUGCGUUGACAAGGAGGGAAAGAAGUAUGCUGAUGGAGAGAAAUGGAAAGAGGGAUGCGUGGAUUGCGAGUGUAGCAAUGGUAUUCCUUCUUGCAAAUGUGCACUCUUUAUGCCACCUGAGGGUUGUAAAGUACGACCAGGAACAGAAAAUGGCUGUUGCCCACAAUUUGAUUGUGAAGAUGUGGGAAGUCACUGCGUUGACAAGGAGGGAAAUAAGUAUGCUGAGGGAGAGAAAUGGAAAGAUGGAUGCGCACAGUGUGAGUGUUUGACUGGUUUCAGUCAUAUUUGCAAAUCCACAUCGUGUCCAAUCUAUGAAGUACUUGAGGGUUCAGUAUGUAAAGUACGACCAGGAACUGAAGAAGAUUGUUGCCCACAAUAUGAUUGUGAAGAGGUGGAAAGUCACUGCGUUGACAAGGAGGGAAAGAAGUAUGCUGAUGGAGAGAAAUGGAAAGAGGGAUGCGUGGAUUGCGAGUGUAGCAAUGGUAUUCCUUCUUGCAAAUUAAUACCAUGUGCACUCUUUAUGCCACCUGAGGGUACACAAUGUAAAGUACGACCAGGAACAGAAAAUGACUGUUGCCCACAAUUUGAUUGUGAAGAUGUGGGAAGUCACUGCGUUGACAAGGAGGGAAAUAAGUAUGCUGAGGGAGAGAAAUGGAAAGAUGGAUGCGCACAGUGUGAGUGUUUGACUGGUUUCAGUCAUAUUUGCAAAUCCACAUCGUGUCCAAUCUAUGAAGUACUUGAGGGUUCAGUAUGUAAAGUACGACCAGGAACUGAAGAAGAUUGUUGCCCACAAUAUGAUUGUGAAGAGGUGGAAAAUCACUGCGUCGACAAGGAGGGAAAGAAGUAUGCUGACGGAGAGAAAUGGAAAGAGGGUAAAUGCGGGCCGGACUGUCAGUGUAGCAAUGGUGUUCUUUCUUGCUAUUCCAGUGGGUGUUCUAUCUUUUUAGUAGGUGAGGGUACACAAUGUAAAAUACGACCAGGAACUGAAGAAGAUUGUUGCCCACAAUAUGAUUGCGAAGAGGCUCCAUCUAACAAACCAUGUAUUGAUGCCAAUGGAAACACGCGUAAGCAUAGAGAGGAAUAUUUUUUGGGAAAAUGUGAUCCUUGCGUCUGCAUUGAUGGUAUCCCUGUGUGUGCAGUUGUAGAUUGCGUCCAUCACCCUCCAGUCUCGCCCUUUGAAAUCUGCCAUGUGAGGCCUCGAACAGAGGACCAAUGCUGUCCAGAGUAUGAUUGCACAGUAAAGCGAGAACGUAGAAAAUCAGUAGGAGCCAAUCAACAUGAGGUCAUUGAUCAACCAGAAGAGAUUGAUCAACCAACAGACAUCAAUCAAGCAGGAUAUACUGAACAACCAGAUAUUGCAGGUAUUGAGCAACCAAUUGAAACUGAGCAACUAGUGGAUAGUGAACAUGAAGAUAGUGAACAACCUUUGGUUAUAGAACAUACAGUAGGUGAACAAAAUCCCUCUUCCAAGCUAGACUGUUCAACUGUGCGUUGCAAACUGGCAAGAACCAAGCUCCCGCCUCUGUGCCGAUCGAUUGUUUUACCAGGGGAAUGUUGUGCUGAUGGUAUGGUGUGUGAAGAACCUCUUUCUGAUUGCCCAAUCGCUGUGAGUGUCCCAGAAUCCUGUCCUGAUGAUCUGUGUUUGAAGGCAACCUGCGAGAGUCACCCUGAAGCUAAAUGCAUCAUCAGUCGCUGUGGAGGAUGCUUUACCAAGUUCUUUGAUGAUAGUGGCACAGUUAUUGAGGAAUGCAGCAAGGAUUUUGCCAAUAAAACCGAGAUGUGUCCACCACCCCCAUUAAGCUUUUGGUGUAUUUCACCUCCUUGUGCAUAUGGGCAACAUUGUAAAGCAUAUCCAGACGCUAUUUGUCAUUCCACUUACUGCAGCAUAAAGUGUGGUCUUCCUGAGAUAUUCCAUGAUAAAUACAACAACGAGAUCAAGGAUUGCUCUAUUGAGGGCUUCAAGAACAAAUGUGAAGAAAUGGGUCCCUGCGAAGAUCCCCCAGAAGGCGUUCUUCCUGAUAACUCUCUCUGCCGAUGGAUUGUCCAACCAGAAGAAUGCUGCCCUCGGGAUUUUGGUCCUAAUGGUUUUGUGUGUGAAGAGCCAAUAUCAGCUUGCGGUGAUGGAGUCAAUACAUUGCAACUAGACUGUCCAGAUGACUUGUGCCAGAGAGCAACAUGUGAGAACCACCCUGGUGCUAAAUGUAAGAUCAGUCACUGUGGAAAAUGCCACACUGUCUUCUACGACAACGAUGGUAACAAGGUGGACUGCGGAAACGACCCUGUGGAAAGUGAUACAUACUGCCCACGAAAUGAAUGGGGGCGUUGUUCAGAACCUGCGUGUCCCCUCCCCAUACUACCACUGCCUGGGUUGAUAUUGAUAUGUCCCAGGUGCUUCUUGGACUGGUGUGAUUCUUGCAAGGCAUAUAACUUUGAUGCAGAGUUUAAACUAAUGGAUUGUGACAAAGAACCUUGCCAAUGUACAAUGUUAAUUGAAGGUACUGAACAACCAGUUGAUAUUGAACAACCAGUGGUUAGUGAACAAGAAGAUAGUGAACCACCAAUAGUUAUGGAACAUUCAGUAGGUCAACAAAAUAUGGGAGGUAUUGAACAUCAAGUUGAUACUGAACAACUAGUGGAUAGUGAACAAGAAGAUAGUGAACAACAGUUAGUUAUUGAACAUACCGUAGGUGAACAAAAUCCAUCUUCCAAGCUAGACUGUUCAACUGUGCGUUGCAAAUUGGCAAGAACCAAGCUCCCCCCUCUGUGCCGAUCGAUUGUUUUACCAGGGGAAUGUUGUGCUGAUGGUAUGGUGUGUGAAGAAUCUCUUUCUAAAUGCCCAAUCGCUGUGAGUGUCCCAGAAUCUUGUCCUGAUGAUCUGUGUUUGAAGGCAACCUGCGAGAGUCACCCUGAAGCUAAAUGCAUCAUCAGUCGUUGUGGAGGAUGCUUUACUAAGUUCUUUGAUGAUAGUGGCACAGCCAUUGAGGAAUGCAACAAGGAUUUUUCGGAUUUGAUCAGCUGUCCACCACUACCAGAUACCAUAUCUUGUGUUUCACCUCCUUGUGCAUAUGGGCAACAUUGUAAAGCAUAUCCAGACGCUAUUUGUCAUUCCACUUACUGCAGCAUAAAGUGUGGUCUUCCUGAGAUAUUCCAUGAUAAAUACAACAACGAGAUCAAGGAUUGCUCUAUUGAGGGCUUCAAGAACAAAUGUGAAGAAAUGGGUCCCUGCGAAGAUCCUCCAAAAGGAGUUCUUCCUAUGUUCUGCCGAUGGAUUGUCCAACCAGAAGAAUGCUGCCCUCGGGAUUUUGGUCCUAAUGGUUUUGUGUGUGAAGAGCCAAUAUCAGCUUGCGGUGAUGAAGUCAAUACAUUGCAACUAGACUGUCCAGAUGACUUGUGCCAGAGAGCAACAUGUGAGAACCACCCUGGUGCUAAAUGUAAGAUCAGUCACUGUGGAAAAUGCCACACUGUCUUCUACAACUGCAAUGGUAACAAGGUGGACUGUGGAAACAACCCUGUGGAAAGUGAUACAUUCUGCCCAACAAACUUUUGGGGGAGGUGUGCGGAACCUGCGUGUCCAAUUCCCCCACCACCACAGCCUGGGUUGAUAUGUCCCAGGUGUUUCUUGGACUGGUGUGAUUCUUGCAAGGCAUACAACUAUAAUGCAGAGUUUAAACUAAUGGAUUGUAACAAUGAAUCUUGCCACUGUAUCAUGUCACAAGUUAUUGAACAACCAGUUGACAAUGAACAACUAGUGGAUGAACAAGAAGAUAGCAAACAACCAAUAGUUAUGGAGCAUUCAGUAGGUGACAAAAUGAUACAUUGAAACAAUUAGUCCUUAUCCGGUUGAAGACUUCAGACAUCAUGAUUGUUUGAUGAAGAUUUAACAAGAUAUCGCUCAUCCAUUGAUUGCAGUUUUGUUCUUCUUUUUGUUUUAUUUAAUUUGAAAUGUUUUUUUCAAAUACAUUUGUACAUGUACACAUUUAAAAAACUUUCUAUGGGGAAGGGUUAACUUAAUUCAGUAUCUCACUUGAUUUUAUGAAUUUUAACUCGUUGGCUUUAUGACUCUCGUUGUUCUUUAAUGACCUGCAUUGUUUGGUGACUAGAUUAUUUAUUUUACCGUUUGAAGACUAUUUUGGGGUCUGUUAUAGUUAUAAGACACUUCUUUUGAGUAACAUGAAAAUAUUUCGGGAAUGGAAUUAGGCGAGACAAGACUUUUUCAGACUACUUAAUUACCCUUUUUGCUGUUUUUUUCUAAGUGAAAAAAAAACAACCUGGAAA